Molecule: messenger RNA, 1260 nt
Organism: Carlito syrichta (Philippine tarsier)
Lineage: Eukaryota; Metazoa; Chordata; Mammalia; Primates; Tarsiidae
Gene: LOX
Product: lysyl oxidase
Exons: 6
Coding region: 283-846 (187 amino acids)
Biological process (GO): peptidyl-lysine oxidation
Molecular function (GO): copper ion binding; protein-lysine 6-oxidase activity
Source: RefSeq, a predicted model, not a curated record
GGCAGCCCAGGAAUCUAGUGCAAACCGCGCGCCCGGCCCCUCCUGCUUCCCUUUCACAUUGCUCUGCAGCCCUGGGCGUCCCCGGCUCUCCUGCUCCCCUCUGCCCCACCCUGCAGCCCUGGUGGGCGAAGGGUGAGGUGAGAAGGGACCUGGAGGGGUCGGUAGCUGGAGUGAGGGGCGCCGGAUUGUCUCACUGCUGCGCCCGUCGCCUGCUGACGUUUAGGUCUCCCAGACCUGGUGCCCGACCCCUACUACAUCCAGGCGUCCACGUACGUGCAGAAGAUGUCCAUGUACAACCUGAGAUGCGCCGCAGAGGAGAACUGUCUGGCCAGUUCAGCAUAUAGGGGAGAUGUCAGAGAUUAUGAUCUCAGGGUGCUGCUAAGAUUUCCCCAAAGGGUGAAAAACCAAGGGACAUCGGAUUUUUUACCAAGCCGACCAAGAUAUUCCUGGGAAUGGCACAGUUGUCACCAACAUUACCACAGUAUGGAUGAAUUCAGCCACUAUGACCUGCUUGAUGCCAACACCCAGAGCAGAGUGGCUGAAGGCCACAAAGCAAGUUUCUGUCUUGAGGAUACAUCCUGUGACUAUGGCUACCACAGGCGAUUUGCAUGUACUGCACACACACAGGGGUUGAGUCCUGGCUGUUAUGAUACCUAUGGUGCAGACAUAGACUGCCAGUGGAUUGAUAUUACAGAUGUAAACCCUGGAAAUUACAUUCUAAAGGUCAGUGUAAACCCCAGUUACCUGGUGCCCGAAUCAGAUUAUUCCAACAAUGUUGUGCGCUGUGACAUUCGCUACACAGGACACCAUGCAUAUGCCUCAGGAUGCACAAUUUCACCGUACUAGAAAGCAAUCUAAAACUUCCAAUGGAUAAAUCCGUGUCUGGUGUUCUGAAGUGGGGAAAAAUAGAUUAACUUCAGUAGGAUUUAUGUAUCUUGAAAAAAAGAACAGAAAACAAACGAAUUUUUCUUGAACUGUUGUAUAGCAAAGUACAUAACUGGAUUUUCAACAUUUAAAUCAGUAUUAUUUGGGAAAUUUUUCAUACUUAUUAUUCACAUUAGUUCAUGAAUUUACACAGUGUUUCCAUUCUGUAGUUGCAUAUUUGACUCAAGGAAAUCCAAAUUUUGUAUGCCCCUUCUGAAAUUUAUAGUGUAAAAUGGGGAAAUAUUAUUUAAAUGAAUGAGCCAAAAUUUCUUGGAAUUGAUACUUUUCUAAAGUGCCAGAACUUCAGUGAAACAACAAUAAUGGACUUUCAUAUGU